Molecule: messenger RNA, 749 nt
Organism: Pseudophryne corroboree (corroboree frog)
Lineage: Eukaryota; Metazoa; Chordata; Amphibia; Anura; Myobatrachidae
Gene: C11H11orf91
Product: chromosome 11 C11orf91 homolog
Exons: 3
Coding region: 72-500 (142 amino acids)
Source: RefSeq, a predicted model, not a curated record
CAUGCGCUGAUGACGUCACAUCUCCUGCUCUCAGUGCUGGCGCCAUCACACAUUCAGAUAUAAUAGCCUCCAUGGAUGGACAACUUCAAACACAGUGUUACAAGUCAAUGUCAACAGAAGGAGUAACAUCACCAAAGAUGGAGCAGUACGCCCCAGUCUACUUUCCUUCUCUGUAUGACAAGAGUGUCUCCACAUCUCCUGAUAAACAUUUUAACAUCUGGAAGAGUCUUGGGAUAACUUUGAAAGACCAGCCUGAGCCUGAACUUAAGAAUCAAGCAGAGGAGAUCUCCCAUUGGCCAUCAGUUCUGGCUGAUAUGUCAAAUGAACCACUGUAUUUUUACUCUACACCUCUCUGGGGAAACUUUAAACCCCAACCAAGCCCCUAUGAUGAGUUGUGUGAGCUGGAGAUCCAAAUCAAGGAGAUGGAGCUGUUAAUGAUCUUAGGGAAUGAUCUUGAUGCCCAAAAAUACAACCAACCUCGUCAGCUGCCAAUUAGCUGAAACUGCCAGAUUGGAGGCCCUAAAGCUGUAUUUGGAAGAUAGGGUGAUGAUUGUUUGAUGACUGAAAAAGAGAAGAUGUUGCGGCAUAUGAAAGCUACAAAGGACUGCAAAAAAACUAAACGUUCUACAUAAAACCUGGCAUAUAAUAAAACACUUUUUUUUUUUUUUUUACUUUCUUAUUGGAACCUUGAAGUACACCUACUUGGCUUCUUGCAGUUGAUUGUACAUUAAAUAUUUUGUAGCAUCAGA